Messenger RNA from Erythranthe guttata (spotted monkey flower), 1505 nucleotides. RefSeq names its product protein RETICULATA-RELATED 3, chloroplastic. The record is from RefSeq and is a predicted model, not a curated record. NCBI's taxonomy places the organism in Eukaryota, Viridiplantae, Streptophyta, Magnoliopsida, Lamiales, Phrymaceae.
GUUAAUUCUUCAGUGAAGUAAGUACCCCACUGAUACAGCACCCUAUUCAACGAUCGCGUUCAUCAAGCAUUACAUCAGUUAAGAGAAGGUGAUCCGUUUUGAUUUGUUCAGUGAUUAGCUAAGGGAAAGAAGAAGAAGAAAAAAAUGGCGACCAUGUCUCAGCUGCGUUACUCUCCGCUUUCCGGUCACUACCGCAGCACCACCGGUUCUCGUGAAUUUACGAAUUUAACCCCCAUAUUUGCCGAUAUUACUCUGCCCAACGCUAUUUCCCUCCCUUCUCUAAAAUGCAGUCGGAAGAUAUCAUCGACUCCCGAUUUUCAGAGCAAAUUUCACCUACCUUGUGCUAUUAGCGGCGGCGGUGGUGAUAUUGGUGCUGGACGGGGUAAUAGUGGCGGUGGAGAUGGCGGCAGCGGCGGCUGGAGCGAAGGAGGAGAUUCUGACGAAUCCAAAAAAAUAGAUGGAUUCGGUCCAAUUGGGGCUCUUCUCAGCGGAUGGAGAUCGAGGGUUGCUGCCGAUCCACAGUUCCCUUUCAAAGUUCUAAUGGAAGAGAUUGUGGGUGUUAGUUCUUGCGUUCUUGGUGACAUGGCAUCACGACCAAAUUUCGGACUCAACGAACUCGAUUUCGUCUUUUCAACUCUUGUAGUCGGUUCCAUUAUGAAUUUUGUCCUCAUGUAUCUCUUGGCUCCAACAAUGGCUUCCUCUGCCCAAACCCUACCUUCCAUCUUCGCCAAUUCUCCCACAAGCCACAUGUUUCAGCCCGGCCCAUAUACCUUGUUGGGUAGGGUCGGGACUUUCGUGUACAAAGGUGCCGUAUUUGCAGCCGUCGGAUUUGCAGCCGGACUUGUUGGGACCGCUCUUUCGAACGGGUUGAUUAAGAUGAGGAAAAAGAUGGACCCCAACUUCGAGACUCCCAAUAAACCCCCGCCCACAGUUUUGAAUGCUAUGACUUGGGCGAUUCACAUGGGCGUGAGCAGCAAUUUCAGAUACCAAACUUUGAACGGUGUCGAGUAUUUGCUGGCUAAGGGAUUCCCUCCGUUUCUUUUCAAGAGCUCGGUCGUGGUUUUGAGAUGCUUGAAUAAUAUUCUCGGAGGUGUGUCUUUCGUGGUUCUGGCUAGGUUGACUGGUUCGCAGAGUGUCGAGGCGCCAAAGGCGAUUGCUUUUGAUGAAGAAUCGGAUACGAAGCAGAAGCUGAUGAGUGAAGCUGAGGAGUUACAAGCUAGAGAGGCUACAUACAAGUGAUUAAUCCGUCUAUUUUGCAAGGCGAGCACUCUCUUUAUCCGCACCUAUGAUUUUAUGGUUUUUGCAUUAUGUGAAUGAUGACAUUUUCUUCUAAAUGUUCGUUUUCUUUUUUCAGUUAUCUUGUAGGCAUCGAUUUAGCUAUAGUCUUAUCUGCUUCGGUUUUCAUCUACUUUCGGAUACGUUUGUUUCAUAAUAACCAUGAUUGUCUAGUGCCGGUUGGUUUGGCUUUACUUUGCUCCGCCUUAAAUCAAAUGAUGUUUGGCAAA